Pectinophora gossypiella (pink bollworm) is the source of this 1378-nucleotide messenger RNA. RefSeq lists its product as uncharacterized. The transcript is spliced from 4 exons. Bases 1 to 663 code for a protein of 220 amino acids. The record is from RefSeq and is a predicted model, not a curated record. Lineage: Eukaryota; Metazoa; Arthropoda; Insecta; Lepidoptera; Gelechiidae.
AUGGGUAAACCGAAGUAUGAGUUGCCGUCGUUGACGUUCCCUUAUAAGAUCAGCCGGCGGCUCAACCUGAUGAGCUUGCCUCGUCGGUACAUCAUAGAUACAGGAGAGGGGAUGCCAGCCUUCACGUCCACUGGAGUACGGAACUCUGCACUCAGAGGACAUAUCACUGAUAGAGUCAACGACGCGGCUUGGCCGUGGGUCCGUCGUCUCAUCAUGCUCAAGCGCACGUACAAAAACAAAUUCCACCCAGACCGUCUGGAAAAGCUGGAUCGCAUGAUCGAAGCUUCGAACGCGACCAUGUACUCGAAAUUGGCCAACUGUAUGGUGGAUCUAAAGAAGCAGGAGCCCAAAGACGCGAAGAAGAAACGGGGAUGGACAGAGAGCGAGUGGAAGAAGCAUAUGGACUACAUUGGGCAGAUCGCUGGCCCGAGGAAGGAGUUCCAACCGCCGCCUGUUAAGAGAGGAAAAAGCAAGCCACUGGACCAACUGCUGGGGAAUCUCAACCGUUUGGCGCAGAUCCCAGAAUUUAAGGUAUACAGACGACUAUCAGAAGAAGAGUGGUACAGAGAUCCCACUAAGGUGUCACCCAACGCUAUGAAAUACGUAAUAUCGGACAGAGUUAAAAAACUGGCAACCCCUAGGGCUCAACCGGCGGCUGACUGAGAUACAAGAUAGGUGAAAUCACCGGCCUAUACUUUACACGAGUUUAAGCUGUAUAAAGCUCUCAUACACAGCUUGAGCCAAAAGAGAACUUUGCCGAUAAUUCAACAUGACAACUGACAAGUGUUAUAUUUAAUAAAAAAAACAAAAAUACCCGAACGAGGCGUAACGAGAACGUAUUUAGUGAUACCGUCUAAAUAUCUCAUUUUUGGGUAUUAUAAUUUUGUAAAAAUGAACAAGGCUAGCCUCUCCGAGAGCUAUAACGCUGUAGAAACAAAAAAAAAUGCUUGGGAUCAAAACUGGAUACUUACCUCUUAACACCGGCCCAAGAAAUUUAUAGAAAUGGCUACUAAUCUCUCGGAAAAGUUGCUUGCCAAUAAAAGUAAAAACUUAUAUAAAACGAUGCUGAAGAUCUUUUUAUAAAUGUAAUUGCAAUAUUACAAGUCGGAAUUGGCAACACAGAUAAGCAAUCCAAUCAAGAAUAGCAAUUGUUACAAAUGUUGCCUGUUCCCGUUUGUAAAUACUGCUAAACUUUUUAAUCUCAUCCCAAUAUAUAGGAGCAAUGGCGCUUCGCGAUUGGUAUUUACAUUUGGUGUUGCCAAUUUAAAUUUGUCUAUUGUAAUUAGCAGAUUUACAAAAGUGACUCUAGUAAUCCGUAGUUUGGAAUGCAAGCUAAUUAAUUACUUGACGACAUAAAUCAAUAUUAAACUCUUGUACU